Psylliodes chrysocephalus is the source of this 336-nucleotide messenger RNA. Lineage: Eukaryota; Metazoa; Arthropoda; Insecta; Coleoptera; Chrysomelidae. The record is from the annotation of a GenBank genome assembly.
AUGCAAACCUGUGAGAUCCGAUUAUUAAGAUAUAUCUUACGUUGCCAUAUCUAUUGUCAGUUUAUAAUCAGUUUAUCGUCAGUUUAUCGUCUGUUUAUUGUCAGUUUAUUGUCAGUUUAUUGUCAGUUUAUUGUCAGUUUAUUGUCAGUUUAUUGUCAGUUUAUUGUCAGUUUAUUGUCAGUUUAUUGUCAGUUUAUUGUCAGUUUAUUGUCAGUUUAUUGUCAGUUUAUUGUCAGUUUAUUGUCAGUUUAUUGUCUAUCUUUCGCUGAUCCAUAUAAAACAAAAAAUAAAGCCAGUUAUAGCAAUAUAUUGAUAUUCCAGUUGAAAAUACAAUGA